Molecule: messenger RNA, 869 nt
Organism: Aplosporella prunicola CBS 121167
Lineage: Eukaryota; Fungi; Ascomycota; Dothideomycetes; Botryosphaeriales; Aplosporellaceae
Exons: 5
Coding region: 180-581 (133 amino acids)
Cellular component (GO): cell cortex
Molecular function (GO): actin monomer binding
Source: RefSeq, a predicted model, not a curated record
GCAAGUCGCAAGACCCCACCCGUGGACUGUUUCCCGUGCGCCCAACGCCGUCAACAACCUCCAGCUCACCAAGUAGCUCGCCUCCUUACCAGACAACCUCUCCUUUACUCCAGACUACACAAUCUCGCCCUCCCGCCCUCCACGCACCACCUACCACAGCUUCAUUCUCGCUCGCAAUCAUGUCUUGGCAAGCAUACGUUGACACUAGCCUCGUCGGCACCGGCAACCUCGACAAGGCCGCCAUCUUCAACGCCGACGGCAACAGCGUCUGGGCCUCGUCUGCCGGUUUCACCGUCGCCCCCAAUGAGAUGACCGAGGUCGUCAACGCCUACAAGGACAAGGGUGAUGCCAACGGCAUCAAGCAGGUCCAGAGCACUGGCCUUCACGUCGCUGGUGACCGCUACGUCGUCCUGAAGGCUGACGAGCGGAGUCUGUACGGCAAGAAGGGUCGUGAGGGCAUUGUCAUUGUCAAGACUCAGCAGGCCAUUCUCGUUACCCACUACCCCGAGACCGUCCAGCCCGGUGUGGCCGCCAACACGGUUGAGCAGCUCGGCGACUACCUUGUCAGCGUCGGCUACUAAGCGGUGAUGGAUAAGGGUCGAAAUGAAGCUUUCACGGAAUGACACUGUUGAUGUUGUAAUCUUACUUGCAUAGCAAGCUUUCGUAACAAGAGGGGCUUAGGGUCUGGCUCAUAGAAGUGCGGAGCUAGGAGUGACAUUGGUACAGUCCUCAAACACGAAUCAAACACCCUUCGAGGUUGUGUCGGCUUCUAUGCAGUGACGAAGGGACGUAGGACGGGACAAAGGAAGUGCUGAAAAGGAGAGCUUUUUGCGCAACCAUGAGGUCCCGUCUGAUGUGAUUUUGCACAG